GAUAUGCAAUUUGAAUAUGAGGCGACUUCGCACACUGCAUGAGGCAGCAACGUGUGGGUGCAGACUGUUGAGUGCUUCUUUAACCUUGAAAUAACCUGUCCUACACUUACUUGUCCUCUGUCGCAUUGAAUUCGAGAGUCUUGCAUAAUUCAGCAACUUGAGCCCAGUGCCUAGAUCAAUACCAAAAGCAAGAGAGUGGUGAAUAUGUCGACAUUCAACGUACUCGUCGUUGGCCAAACUGGAUGUGGGAAGAGCUCGGUCGUGAACAUACUCGCAGGAGAAAGCCGGGCACCCACAUCAGGCGACCUUAAUCACUGUACUGAACACUGGACUGAGUACACAAUUCCAGUCGAUGGUCGUUCAUUUCAAAUCUUUGAUACCAUUGGUUUUCUCGAACCCGGGCUGGAUACAAAAGGGUAUACGGAAGCUAUCGCUGAUACAUACCUCGCGAUCGAUGCUCUAAGGCAAAGAGGCGGUAUAGAUCUACUCCUCUAUUGCGUACGCAACGAGGAGAUCGAGAAGAUGAGGGGUCACUAUAGGCUGUUCCAUGAAGUGUUUUGUGAAGAAGACGUCCCAGUCGCUCUCGUCGUCACAAAUCAUCGUGGCGUAAACCAGAAAGGCUACAAGGCGAUCUUCAGCUCGCACAAAAUCGCUUGUGUGGACUAUGUCUGCGCAAACAUUGCUAGCAUGCGUGGAUCUGAAGAUCUAGCUGCGAACAUCGAGUCGCAGAAAGCGAUCCAGGAACUUCUGGUGAAAUGUUGCGAUGCAGGACCUAAUCCUAGGUCUGCUCUGCAACAAAUAUGGCGGCGAGUUCAAAAAUUCGUUGGGACAGACCAGUCUCGAGGCCUCAAACGAAAUGAAGUAUCUGCGCGGCUCACGCAGCGUUGCAAGAUGGAACAGGAGGUGGCCGAGCAAUUGCUCGCAGCCCUCAACCUCGAGUCGCCGUCGAGUCGGCUUUAUCGAGCACCCUAUGCAGGCGCUUCAACUCACAAGUUGCCUUCGUCAGCGAACAGUGACAGUACUCGAGAUGAACAAGUGUCAGACGCCAGGCCGAGCUCUGGAUCUCAGUUACAUUCUGUUGUGGAUAGUAGUACCUCUCUGCGUUCUCGCCCAGACAACUGAUGUCGUCACCCGAGCACCAAUCCGUCAGAACAUGUGUACUUGUGAGAUGAGAUGAACCAUACUUGACCAAAUGCUUCAGCUGUACCAUAUGCUUCCCUCGUACAUGUCAU
This is a messenger RNA of Suillus bovinus, 1232 nucleotides long. RefSeq names its product P-loop containing nucleoside triphosphate hydrolase protein. Gene Ontology annotation, molecular function: GTP binding. NCBI's taxonomy places the organism in Eukaryota, Fungi, Basidiomycota, Agaricomycetes, Boletales, Suillaceae. Bases 205 to 1122 code for a protein of 305 amino acids. The record is from RefSeq and is a predicted model, not a curated record. The transcript has 5 exons.